Messenger RNA from Vicugna pacos (alpaca), 1436 nucleotides. The record is from RefSeq and is a predicted model, not a curated record. NCBI's taxonomy places the organism in Eukaryota, Metazoa, Chordata, Mammalia, Artiodactyla, Camelidae.
AGAGAUUGCAAAAGGGAGAGAGGGAGAGAGACAAAGGAAGUGAGUGCAAGAGAGGAGACGGCUUAGCAUCCGAACUGAUUUCACUGUCAGAAAAGAGACCAAACUUUUACCACCAUGGUGGAUGUGAAGUGUCUGAGUGACGCUGAAUUACAGAAUGAACUUGGCAAGCUUGGAUUUUCACCCGGCCCAAUACUACCUUCCACCAGAAAAGUGUAUGAGAAAAAGUUAGUGCAAUUGUUGGUCUCAACUCCCUGCACACUGCCUGUGGUGAACGGACCCAGAGACCAGGACAGAGCUCAGGACGAUGAUGACAGUGAAGAGCUUAAUGCCACUAUCAUUUUGAAAGGAAAUAUCAUACUCUCAUCAGAAAAAAACAAGAGACCCCAAAAAACAGCCAACGCUUCCACCAGUAACCCAAAAGCCCUGGAUAUCGUCUGCCUGGAUUGUAAAAAUUCUGCAGGAAGAAGGUGUCCUGCAAGAGUGUCAGUCAGAUUCAGAGAACAGAGCAACAUCAGAGAGAAAGCCUGCUGCAUCAUAAAGAGAGGAGCUGGGAACAGGAACCUAGAAACGUUUCCAGUGGGCUUGAAGCUUGCUGUGUUUGGCAUCUUCAUCAUUGUGAUGCUUGUCUACAUAACUGUGGAAAGGAAGCCGCUCUUUGGCUAAGUGCUUUAGAAGCAGAGUAAUGAGCGCCUGCCUGAGUGUUGCUCCAAGCCCUCCUGCUUCAGGAAACAACAGAGGCUGCUCCUAAGAGGGGGAGCAGCCCCGCAGCCAGGAAGUCUUCCCUUGUUCUGUGCUGCUCGCAAGGAUCUGCAUCCGGGCUCAGCCAGGUGGGAGGAAUGAGGGGGAGAACCAGGCACUUGUGUCAAAAAGCUUGCUAGUAGGAAACCCCCCGAUCAGGUUGGCCAUCAUUAAAGGUACUUUCAAGUUUGUGCAGACCUCUUAAAAGGACACUGUGCCUGGCGUUUUUCUUUUUAAGCCAUGGAUCACAUUUUAUUCACUCUUCAAAUUGUACUGGGAAAGGCCACAACAGGUAAUUAAAUAAAAAAAAAAAAGGAAGUGCGGUUGGGUGAACACAGAGAACUGGCCAACAUCAUCAGUAAUGAAAGGAAAACAUUUGGAAUGAGAUGGCAUUUUUGCCAUUGAAACAGCAAGUUUUGAAAAACUGAAGGCCUGAUGAGGGAGCGAUGCCAAUGGCCCCUGGGAGCAGGCGGAGCUGGGUGGGAGCCUGAGCCCCUCCGUUUAUUGGCUUUGUGACCUUGGGUGAGUUAGUUGUCUUCUCUGAGCUUCAGUCCAACUUCUGAAAAUAGGGGUAAAAUAGACCUCUUAGGGUGAUGAAGAAUUCGAAGAGAUGAUGCAUGUGAAGUACUUAGUGUGGUCCACACCUGACUAGUAGUAAGCCCUCGAUAGAUGCUCAAUAAAUGUAUAAGCAGUGUUAC